Orcinus orca (killer whale) is the source of this 1741-nucleotide messenger RNA. RefSeq names its product WD repeat domain 13 (gene WDR13). The transcript is spliced from 10 exons. The record is from RefSeq and is a predicted model, not a curated record. Lineage: Eukaryota; Metazoa; Chordata; Mammalia; Artiodactyla; Delphinidae. Gene Ontology annotation, molecular function: promoter-specific chromatin binding; protein binding. Gene Ontology annotation, cellular component: nucleus. The coding region runs from base 195 to 1652 and encodes 485 amino acids.
CCACGCCCUGGGGAGGAUUCCUAUCGAUCUGUUCUGCGUUCGGAAGUUCUUCCUGGCAGCAGGCGGCCAUCUUGCUGGAGCUUGAGAGAGGAGAGAAGGGUGACACUGUUUCAGGGCCGCCCCGGGAGCCUCAAGAGCGGGAGGCAGCCCCGGAGGCUCCCGCGGGCGGACGCGCCGGAAGAGGAGGCCGGGGAAUGGCUGCGGUGUGGCAGCAGGUCUUAGCAGUAGACGCGAGGUACAAUGCGUACCGCACACCAACGUUUCCACAGUUUCGGACACAAUAUAUCCGACGGCGCAGCCAGCUACUGCGGGAGAAUGCCAAGGCUGGGCACCCUCCAGCAUUGCGUCGGCAGUACCUGAGGCUGCGUGGGCAGCUGCUGGGCCAGCGCUACGGGCCCCUCUCUGAGCCAGGCAGUGCUCGUGCCUAUAGCAACAGCAUCGUCCGCAGCAGCCGCACUACCCUUGACCGCAUGGAGGACUUCGAGGAUGACCCUCGGGCCCUGGGGGCCCGUGGGCACCGCCGCUCUGUCAGCCGAGGCUCCUACCAGCUGCAGGCACAGAUGAACCGUGCCGUCUAUGAGGACAGGCCCCCCGGCAGCGUGGUUCCCACGUCAGCGGCAGAAGCAAGUCGAGCCAUGGCCGGGGACACAUCGCUGAGUGAGAACUACGCCUUUGCGGGCAUGUACCAUGUUUUUGACCAGCACGUGGAUGAGGCAGUCCCCAGGGUGCGCUUCGCCAAUGACGACCGGCACCGCCUGGCCUGCUGCUCACUCGAUGGCAGCAUUUCGCUGUGCCAGCUGGUGCCCGCCCCGCCCACCGUGCUCCGAGUGCUGCGGGGCCACACCCGCGGGGUCUCCGACUUCGCCUGGUCCCUCUCCAACGACAUCCUCGUGUCCACCUCGCUUGAUGCCACCAUGCGCAUCUGGGCCUCUGAGGACGGCCGCUGCAUCCGGGAGAUCCCUGACCCAGACAGCGCCGAACUGCUCUGCUGCACCUUCCAGCCAGUCAACAACAACCUCACUGUGGUGGGGAAUGCCAAGCACAACGUGCACGUCAUGAACAUCUCCACGGGCAAGAAAGUGAAGGGUGGAUCCAGCAAGCUGACAGGCCGUGUCCUCGCUCUGUCCUUUGAUGCCCCUGGCCGGCUGCUCUGGGCGGGUGAUGACCGCGGCAGUGUUUUCUCCUUCCUCUUCGACAUGGCCACAGGGAAGCUGACCAAAGCCAAGCGUCUGGUGGUGCAUGAGGGCAGCCCUGUGACCAGCAUCUCCGCCCGCUCCUGGGUCAGCCGCGAGGCCCGGGACCCCUCGCUGCUCAUAAAUGCUUGCCUCAACAAGCUGCUGCUCUACAGGGUGGUGGACAACGAGGGGACCCUGCAGCUGAAGAGAAGCUUCCCCAUUGAGCAGAGCUCGCACCCCGUACGCAGCAUUUUCUGCCCCCUCAUGUCCUUCCGCCAGGGGGCCUGUGUGGUGACGGGCAGCGAGGACAUGUGCGUGCAUUUCUUUGACGUGGAGCGGGCAGCCAAGGCCGCCGUCAACAAGCUGCAGGGCCACAGCGCGCCCGUGCUGGAUGUCAGCUUCAACUGCGAUGAGAGCCUGCUGGCUUCCAGCGACGCUAGCGGCAUGGUCAUCGUCUGGAGGCGGGAGCAGAAGUAGGAGACUUCCAUCCUUGCCACUGUCCACCUUCCCACCUGCCUCCGGCCCCAGCCUUGUGUUUGUAAAUAAAGUUCCUGUGGUUGUGCCGA